AUGGCGGCUAACUACAGAUGGAAAAGCUUCGACGAAAACGAAGAUCGGCCGGAGAAGCCUCGCCGUUACGGUGUAACGGAAAUGCGAGGUCCUCGUUACUCCGUUCUCAGCCAGAACGUUCUUCAGGAAAUAUUUGAAUCGAUGGGUCAAUUUGUUGAUGGAUUAAAGUUCUCGGGAGGCUCCAACAGUUUAAUCCCAAAAUCAUUCAUCAAACAAGCCAUUGAAAUGGCUCAUGAGCAUAAUGUUUAUGUGAGCACCGGAGAUUGGGCUGAACAUACACUUCGCAGUGGCCCAUCAGCUUUCAAAGAGUAUGUGGAGGAAUGUAAGCAGUUGGGGUUUGACACCAUCGAGCUGAAUGCAAAUUCGCUUGAGGUUCCGGAGGAAACACUUCUCCGAUAUGUACGUUUGAUUAAGAACGGUGGUCUUAGAGCCAAACCAAUGUUUGCUGUGAAAUUCAACAAGUCUGAUAUUCCUGGUCGGAACAGAGCAUUUGGGUCAUAUGUUGUUCCGGAGCCUCGAUCAAGCGAGUUUGUUGAGGACAUAGAUCUCUUGAUCAGAAAGGCUGAGAGGUGUUUAGAAGCUGGAGCAGACACGAUUAUGAUUGACGCAGAUGAUGUCUGCAAAUACGCAGACUCUCUCCGAGCAGACAUAAUCGCUAAAGUCGUAGGACGUCUUGGGAUAGAGAAGACUAUGUUCGAAGCAUCUGAUGCAAAGUUAGCUGAGUGGUUUAUCAAGCGUUACGGUCCAAAUGUGAAUCUUUAUGUGGAUCAUUCUCAGAUUAUGGAUCUCGAGUGCCUCCGUGGUCGUUAUCUUGUGCUUAUAACGAAUGGGAAGCUUGGCUUUGCAACAGCAUCAAGCAUCGCCGAAGCUCCAGAGGCUUCAGAGAUGGCCGAAGCUCCAGGGGUUUCUCCUGAAGAAGAAGAAGCAGAAUACAAUCGUAUGCUUGGUUCUGUCGUCGCUGUACCUGUUUUCGUCCCUGAAUUCCCGGUCUAUGUAGUUUACUUGGGGGAAAAGAAACAAGAAGACGCUAAGUCGGUGGAUAAAACACAUCUUGAAAUCCUGAAAUCGGUUCUUGGAAGCCAAGAAGCAGCCAAAAAGUCAUUGGUGUACAGUUAUCACCAUGGAUUUUCUGGCUUUGCAGCAAAGCUCACACCUGCUCAGGCAGAGAUUUUGAGAAAUCAUCCUCAAGUUGUUACAUUUCUGGAAAACAAGAAACUUACGUUGCAAGCAACACGGACAUGGGAUUACUUGAGCCUCUUUUCAACUCCAACCUCUUCUCAAGGUCGUAUCCUUCUAGACGAGAACGUUAACAACGUAUCUUUACUGAAAAAAGAAAGCAAAAAAGAUAAAAAGGAGAGAAAAGAAAGGAAAAGAGCCAAAAAGGCCGAAAAAGCUCUUCGAAAGGAGGCUGAAAAAUGGCAAACCCAAAGUCUUCUUAACGAGGCUAACAUGGGCAGUGGUGUUAUCCUUGGUGUUAUUGACUCUGGUAUAUGGUCAGAAUUAAGUGCCUUCGAUGACAAUGGUUACGUAGCGAUACCAAAAAAAUGGAAAGGAGAAUGCGUAUCUGCGGACCAAUUCUCUCCAGCAGAUUGCAACAGAAAGAUCAUCGGAGCAAAGUACUUCGUGGACGGUCUUAACGGAGAUCUCGAAUAUAGCGUCAACAGUACUAAAGAAUACCUAUCUCCUAGAGACCAUAACGGCCACGGGACUGAAGUGUCCUCAAUGGCCGCUGGUUCUGUCGUUUCCAAGGUGAAGUUGCCCGAUGUCGCACCUGGUUCGACCAUGAGAGGUGGUGCUCCAAAGGCCCAUAUAGCCAUGUACAAGGCAUGUUGGGAUAUCAACAAAGGAAUGUGCUCGGUUGCUGAUGUAUGGAAAGCUUUCGAUGAAGCCAUUCACGACGGUGUGGAUGUCUUGUCGGUUUCUAUCGGUGGCGCAUUCGACGACGUCUACCUUGACGCCGAUAUGGCGAUCCCCGCGUUACACGCCGUGAAUUCAGGCAUCACCGUUGUUGCUCCAGCUGGUAACUACGGAUCUCGAUCCGGAACGGUUGUUAACGUCGCUCCAUGGAUAUUAACCGUUGCCGCCACUACACUUGACCGGUCUUUAGUCACAGUGUUGACACAUGGCAACAGAACGUACUUGGGUGAAAGUGUGUACGCCGGACCAGAAAUUGACUUCACUGAUAUCUUUUAUACCAAGGAAGAAGCAAAUUUUACUAACGCUAAGGGUAAAGUUGUCAUGUUCUUCGAAGGAAACACUGAUAACGGUAAGAGUCCUGAGCCAAAGCUUGUUAUAGAAGGUGGUGCUGUCGGUUUAAUUUAUGCAAGACGCACGCCGAGUGAUCGCCGUGAGGUUCCUUGUCCCGUAAACUUUCCUUGUGUCUUCUUAAAUUUUGACGAUGCAAACGAGUUGUAUACCGACAUGAUGUACAAGAGCUCAUCACCACCCAAGAUUAAGAUAAGCUCAUACAAGACCAUAGUUGGCGAAACCGUAGUAACUAGAGUCCCAGCUUCAUCGGGAAGAGGGCCUAGUUCAUUUUCACCAGCCAUUCUUAAGCCGGAUAUAGCAGCUCCUGGAAUGACCUUGCUAACACCGAGAAUACCAACAGACGAAGACACGAGAGAGUUCGAAUACUCAGGAACAUCAGUGGCCACUCCGGUUAUUGCAGGGAUCGUAGCACUUCUCAAGACUGCGCAUCCUACUUGGUCUCCUGCUGCAAUCAAAUCAGCUAUUGUCACAACAGCCAUGAAAACCGAUCCAUACGGCGGGCGUAUAAUUGCAGAUGGAGGUAACAAUAAGUUAGCCGAUGCAUUCGAUCUCGGAGCAGGUCUUGUGAAUAUGGAGAAAGCCAAGAAUCCUGGUCUUGUAUACGACAUGGACAUGAAUGACUACAUAAACUACUUAUGUUCCCAGUCUUCUUACACAGACAAGAAAGUUUCUGCGCUAGCCGGAAACGUCAAUACCAAGUGUCCGGGUUCAUCGGUUCUUGACAUUAACUUACCCUCCAUAACCAUCCCAAACGUCAAGAGAAAUACCAUCAAGGUGACCCGAACAGUGACCAAUGUUGGACCCGUUAAUUCGGUUUAUACGCCUGUGCUCGAGGCUCCUCACCGUUUCAACGUCACGGUUUCGCCGCAGAACCUGGUGUUUAACAAUGCAACCAACAAGCUUGCGUUCACCGUGAGUGUGUCUUCGGGCCCCUACAAAACGAACACUGCGUUUUACUUUGGGAGUUUGACUUGGACUGAUGGACUUCACAAUGUCACAAUCCCAGUCUCUUUGAGGACACGUUUCGGCGAUUAUUUCUUGUAA
This is a messenger RNA of Microthlaspi erraticum, 3312 nucleotides long. The record is from the annotation of a GenBank genome assembly. Lineage: Eukaryota; Viridiplantae; Streptophyta; Magnoliopsida; Brassicales; Brassicaceae.